AUGGUACAGAACCCGGAGUCAGAUCAUCCCUUUGUAGGAUUAUCAGAAGAAAAGGAAAAAGUUGUCGCUGAGAUUGUUGCACAACUUCGUGGUAAAACAAUCAGAGCGCCAGAUAUUUCUUAUACAUCUAAAGAAAUAGAUUGUCAAUUGGAUGCACAACAGAAUUGGAGUUUUAAAGGUGAUCCUUUCACCCCUACAUUAUUAUUGAAGUUAGAAACAUUUCAAGUCAUUCAAAAAGGGAUCGAUGCCAUAUUAAACAUGGAUGGAAAGAUGUUGAUAAUGUGGAUUUUUUUACCAAGGUUUACUUUAGAAAUAUGGCAAAUCAAACAUGUAAUUUCACAGCAAGAAUCAGUAUCACCUGAACCUGUAUCAUUCUAUUGUUCCUCAUGCUCAAAAACCUUUACCGAUUCAUACAAUAUGAUUAAACAUAUGGAGAGUAACCAUGCAUACAAACGAAGACAUUGA
This is a messenger RNA of Entrophospora sp. SA101, 465 nucleotides long. The record is from the annotation of a GenBank genome assembly. Lineage: Eukaryota; Fungi; Glomeromycota; Glomeromycetes; Entrophosporales; Entrophosporaceae.